Exaiptasia diaphana is the source of this 2918-nucleotide messenger RNA. RefSeq lists its product as uncharacterized. Lineage: Eukaryota; Metazoa; Cnidaria; Anthozoa; Actiniaria; Aiptasiidae. Gene Ontology annotation, biological process: neuron projection development; microtubule cytoskeleton organization. The transcript has 8 exons. Gene Ontology annotation, molecular function: microtubule binding. Bases 191 to 2248 code for a protein of 685 amino acids. The record is from RefSeq and is a predicted model, not a curated record. Gene Ontology annotation, cellular component: neuron projection.
AUACCCGCUCCUACCUGCUCCCUUGACUUUUGUUUUCUCGAAUUCGUCUUUGGCGAUUUCUAUACGCCACGUACCCUAUUGUCGCUCGAGAGGGGAAUUUUUCUCAAUUUUACCGCCAAUUUUACAUCUGAAUGUACGUCUGGGCUCUUGGUUUUGCUGAAGACCUCGUGAAAUUAACAAGGACUUAGAAAUGUGGAGCGCUCUAGGGAUGUACGCUUUGAGGGAAACUUGGAGGGAGAAGAAAAAACUUCGGAAAAUGCGAAGGAAACACAAAGAAAAGCAAAAAGUCAUUAUCCCAAGCGAACUUUUCUAUUCGGACGAAACAAGUUUCUUGCCAACCUUCGAAGAAGUCAAGAUUCAGGAGGAAUUGCCAUACUUCUACGACGCCUCAUCUCCAGAUGAAUACAGUAAAUAUGCUAAGUUUGAAUAUUCCAUGGGAGGAAAUGUUAAAAUGUAUGAYAGCCAUAUUGCUUUAACGUCUCCAAAGAAGAAAUUACAAAAAGCUUUAGAAACUCAACAAAACUCGAGCUCCAUAUUAGGAGACAAGUCUAUGGACAGCCUGAAUGACAGCAUGAACUCCUCGCUAAAAGAUACGCAGUCUUUGGACGACAGUCGACUCAAACUGGAAGGCGAUGACUUGAACUUUGGAACAUCAAGAUUACUCGAAAGUAUGGAGAAUUUGGAUAUAUCAGAUGUAUCGGGAAGGAAAUCGAGAAAAGCGCGAAGAAGUUCAGAUAGUUUGGAGGAUAUUGAUGUCCGUAAAAUGGUGGACAGCAGAGAAAGGGAUUACUCUCCAAUACGGAAUACUUCGACUCGAGGUCUYGAAAGACAAGAAGACUUCAGUACAACAGACUCAAAGCAGAAAUCAGAAAGAGAUUAUUCGCCUAUCCAUACUUCAGAUAAGAUGGUUCAAGAAACUAGUGAAUAUUAUAAAGCCAAAUCGACWCUUACUACGGCCAAAAAAGAUAAUCAUGAGACUGCGGCUAAUGCAAACAGCGGUGUACGAGCAAACGAGCAUGCGGCUGGGAUGGCUAGUCGCUCACUGCAKCAAAAUAAAGGAGAAGACAUUAAUGUUCUGGAGAGUCUAAGCCGAUACGAUCUAACUCUUCACUAUGUAAACCAGCAAAAUAAAACGCUACAAAACGGCGACUAUAAUGACUUGGACGUUGCUUUAUCUGACCUCAGNUCAUCCUAUUGUGCUAAUAUUUUCGAUAUUAUCUUAGCUCUCGUCCAAACUAACGGCCAUAAUGGACAUAAUGGUCACGUGAAUGGAAUGGUGAAUGGUCACGUCAAGUCUGCACCAAAGGGUAAAGGACCUCCAAUGCAAAACGGACGGCUCAAGACUCAAAAUGGRCCAAAGAAAAUUCACGACGUAAAGAACGUAAAAUCUAAAGUAGGAUCAAAUGAUAAAAAAGGUGGUGGCAAGGUAAGAAUAAUAAACAARAAGGUCGAUUAUUCAAAAACUACAUCCAAGGUGGAUUCGUUUCGUAACAUCAACCACGUACCGGGUGGAGGCAGUAAAAAGGUCAAUAAUGGUCGAAUAAAUCAAUAUAAACACGUCGARCCACGAACGGACACACAUGGCGUAGAAGCUUACAGUCACUUACCACCRGAAUUCCAAGAAAUCGCCCGUCGUCUGUCACGCCAAGACAAGGACUUGCGUGACUUGACAGGAGGAAAAGGUCAAYCUCGGUCCAGRCUUACWAGCCGAUCGAGUCGUGGAGGRUCAAUAAGCCCGAGGGAUCGCUCGCCGGGCAUGUCUGGGAAUCUCGCUAAGCAGUAUGGAACKAACAUGUCUGCGUCGUCACUGAGUCUCACAUCGACUGCUUCGGCUAAAAGACGCCGAAGUCUCCACCCGAGGCCCGUCACGCCAAGUCUUAGUCGAUCGCAUCCUGCUACCUCUUGCACCCUGUACGACUCUAGAUCAAGACCAUCGUCACGACAGGCGUCACGCUCUUCCUCUCCUGURAGAUCACGCAAUUCGUCACCGACUAGAGGAAGAUCACGCAAUGGAUCUAUAUCAAACAGUAAAAUGUCACGCAGCGGAUCACCUCAUCGUGAGCGACGGUCACGCAAAUCGUCUGGAGGAUCGGGAUAUGAUACUCCACGCAGCGAUCGACCAAAGUCACGUAAUCGAACAGGGUCACGGUCUCGUCUUGAUGACAAUCGGCCUUCAACGCCAGUUAUGGACAUUCUUUCAUACAGCACUUCUAGAUCUUUGUUUCAAGUCGUUCCAGUCCACAGAUGAUGGCAAAGAUGACCGUUUAUACAAAACAUAUAUAGAUAUAGAUAUUACUUUUUAAACAACCGACGAAUGGCUAGAUUCCUAUUUCCUUCAUGUAUAGUUUCUACAUAUAAAAUUUGAAGCCAAGUUUGCUUUUAUCCGCAAUUCCAAGGAAUAUUGCCUAGAUUAGAUAUAUUUAAGUACAUAUAUACAUAUAUAAUAUAUUAUUAGAGAUAUUUAUACAGUGAUAGUCAGCAUUUAUCUUACAUUUUACAUUUUUACUAUGUUUAAACAACAACGUUUUGAUAAUCAGUUGUACCUAUUUGUACCAAUAAAAUGCAAUUGUAGUUUGAACAUUGUCAAGUCUUCACAACUAAUAAGUAAAAUGGAAAUGGUUGGAGGACUGAAUGGGAUAAAUGACGAAUAAAUAAGACAGAUAAAUCAAUAAAUAUAUACMAUAAAAUAAUAUGCAUGUUGAUAAUUUGCGUAUUUUAAUGUAAGGAAUGAUAAAAGAUAAGUGAUGAUUAAUUGAAGUUUAAUGAAUAAAUAAAUAAACUGAUUGCAAAUAGUUAAAAAAAGACGGAUAACUAGCUAUGGACGGAGCAUUCAAUGAAUGUGAAUCCAUAGCUAAAUGCAUGAACCGGAUUGCAUGAUUCCAGGAAGCCCAGAUCCAGACCACGCGUAGUACGUACAA